AUGUACAUCGACGUGGGCGAUCUCGACAUCUUCCGUGACGAGGACCUGGAAUAUACCUGCCGCAUCGCCGCCGCCAGCGUACACAUCGAGCUCUACGCGUAUCCCGGUGUCUACUACGGGUUCGAGAUGCUGGCGCCCGCCAUCUCUACCACGGCUCUUGUCAUGGCCAGCCGGAUCAAGGCGAUCAAAGCUUGA
Fonsecaea erecta is the source of this 195-nucleotide messenger RNA. RefSeq lists its product as hypothetical. The transcript has 2 exons. Lineage: Eukaryota; Fungi; Ascomycota; Eurotiomycetes; Chaetothyriales; Herpotrichiellaceae. The coding region runs from base 1 to 195 and encodes 64 amino acids. The record is from RefSeq and is a predicted model, not a curated record.